AUGAAUAGGUUGGAAAAGUUCUUCACAACACUGAACACAGCCCAGUCAAAAGUUCUGAAGGAAUAUACUACGGAUGAGCUGGUUUCUCAAAUAAAAGAGUAUGUUGAUUUCACUCCUUAUAUUCUUAAGCAAACAUACAGGCUCUUGUGUGGGCAGGGGAGUGAGGAUAGAAAAAAUGGGGCCCGGAUUCUCAAGUCUCUGAUGUUCCAGUUUAAGCUUGUGACUAAUUUCAAGAUUGAGUACAAGAAAGGCACUAGCAUAUAUUUGGGAUCGACAGGAGAGCAAUUCAAUGUACAAGCACCAUCUGUCCAGGAGCAGAAGAGAAUGAUUAAGAAGAUAGCAAAGCUGGAGCAUGUGGAGACAAACUUCCUGAGCGACAUCGACUUCAAGGCAGGAAGCGGGGAAACCAUCAAAAGACAGAAGGUGGAAGAGAAACCGAUUGAAAAUGUGUUUGACUUUUUUGAACAAAUAAGUGAUAAUCUACUGAGUUAUGAGUGGUAUAAGAGACAUGGAGCAUUUCUUGCAUUUGCAGCAAUGUUUUCGGAAAUAGACAAAAGAGAAGGAGAAAUUCAAAUAAGAAUUGACUCUAAGCUCUUUUCAAAGAUAUAUGAAAUUCUUGUCACAGAUAAAUUCAAUGACUUUGUGGAAGAUAGAACUGUAGCACCGGUAAGAGAUGCAGCUGCAUAUCUUCUGUCAUAUAUAUAUCCUUUAAUAGGGCCAAAUGACAUAAUAGAGCAACUGCUUAGAUUUUUGGACAAUGAAGACUGGCAAGUCCAGUUUUCGGGACUUAUAGCACUUGGAUAUUUGAAGGAGUUUGUUGAAGACAAGAAUGGGCUUUGCAAGAAGCUUGUAUCCCUUCUAAGUAGCCCGGACGAAGACAUAAAGCUGCUCAGUGCAGAGCUUCUCUGCCACUUCUCAAUAAUAGACGGAAUUGAUACAGUCCUUGACAAGUGCUGGCAAAACAUUGAAUCGGAAGAGGUUAUUUCGGUCUCAAAAACAUCCAAUCUUUCUCUCCUGACCAAGAUAUAUCGGGAAAAUCCAGAGUUCUCCAUUCCUCCAGAAAGGCUGAAAGAUAUAUUCCCGUGUUUUACUUCUCCGGUUCCUGAGGUCAGGACCAGUAUUUUGAAUAUGGUAGAAAAUCUCUCUGAAGAGUCGAUCGACUUCCUUGUGGCAGAAGUGGUUCUAAUAGAGGAAAAGGAAGAGAUAAGAAAGUUAGCAAUUAAGAUUCUCAAGAAACGCAAGGACCUUCCAAGAAACUUGAUUAUUCAUUUCAUGAACGUCAUUGGGGGAAGUCUGUAUGAGCCUUACAGAGAAGACGAUUUUGUUUCCUACGAAGACCUCUAUUUCACAAAGAGUGGGAUAAAUGUAAUAGGAAAGGAUGAGAUACUAAAGAACAGAUGUCUUCUAUUUGAAUGCAUUAUGAAGAAUGAAUUUCCAGAUUUGCAGACUGGCAAUGAGACUAUGAUAGACAGAACUUUUCUUGCAUUAUAUAGGUCUGCCCAGGAACUUCAUAAAGGUGGGACUCCGAUGUCUGGAAGUAUAGAAGAGUUAGGAGAUUACUUUGGCAAAUGCAAGGAUCUCAGAAUGGCACCUCAGAAAGAGUUUAAGAAAAAACUUAGUAACCCCGAGAUCCAUUCAAUCCAUCCAAUGGUGGAUCCUUUAUAUAUAGACUAUGUUAGGAUGAUAGCAUCUAUUGAAUUUCCUAGUCUUUGCAAUGCACCAGCCCUAUUUGAAGUUGAGACCUGCAUCCAGUUCCUGGAUCUGUUCUCUAAAAUGAUAGUGGAGUACUAUGAUGCAAAGAAGAUUUCUGUCGACAAUUUUCUCCAGGUUGCAUAUGAAAGAUUGUCUUCAGGAAGGAACGGGUUUCUUCGGUUCUUUGAGGGGUUUGAUGGUAGAUUUCUUGAUCAUCCCUUCUUUUUGCAGGUUGGAAGCCUGGAAAACAGACUGGACUUCUUCUCAAAAACUGUUCAUAUAUACACAAAAGCCUCGCAGAUUCAAAAGAUAGCGUUUAUAUUUGAUGAUGCACUUCAGGAGAGAAAUAUCACAGUAAUCAAUGGAUUUAUGAAAUCUCUGGAGUUCAAUGAGAAGUUUGUGAGGAAGGCACUUGAAAAUCUAGAUGUUGAGCUUCUUGAUGCUGUCUUGAUGAACGGGGAUCAUUCUUUCAAUCCUUUGUUUGUCAGGCCACUUCUUAAAAACAUCUCAAGUGAUGUAAAUCGGAAGACAUCCUCAAGACUAUUUUCAAAGAUUAUUCCAACUCUUGGGUUUAGAACAAACGAGAAGAUAUCUAAGGAUCUACUUGAGGUGAUUGAAAAUGAGAAAAAAUCCCUUGACUCGCUACUUGAUGUAAGGAAGAUCCCAGAGUAUCAUAUAAAAUGCCCAAUACUAGUCAAACUUAGAGACUACCAGAUAGAGGGGGUAAGAUGGUUGAAUUUUCUCCAUUCAUUCAGUCUCAACGGAAUUCUUGCGGAUGACAUGGGUCUGGGAAAGACCUUGCAGGUGUUGACUUUCCUUUGCUCCGAGAUUUAUAAGACAAAGAAGAAGAUCUUAGUAAUCUGUCCUUCAAGCCUUACUGGGCAUUGGAAAGCCGAAGUUAAGAAGUUUUUCCCCUUCGUAACUGCAGAGAUUUACAGGAGAGAAAACCGAGGAGAAUAUGGAAUCUUGAUAUCUUCCUAUGAAACAUUUAGGAAUGACUAUUUAAGCUUUAUUGAGAAGGAUUGGUUUUACGUUGUAGUUGAUGAAGGGCAUGUUCUUAGGAACAAACACACAAUUCUAUACUCAAGAAUGAAUAUGAUAAAGUGCUCUCGAAAGAUAGUUCUGACAGGAACUCCAGUGCAUAACAGUGUAGAGGAUCUGGUAUCCCUUUUCAACUUCCUAAUGCCCAAUUACAUUGGUUCCGAAAAAGAGUAUGGGUCGUUGAAUGUAAAGAUGUCUGAUACUGAAAUAGAAAAAACUCAGGAAAAACUUAACCUUCUUCACAAAAAAGUUCUUCCAUUUAUUCUCCGCAGAUUGAAGAUCGAUGUACUGAAAGACCUUCCUCCAAAGAUAAUUCGUGACAUAAUUGUUGACCUUGGGCCUGCCCAGGAAAAGCUAUAUCGUGAGAUUAAUGAAAGAGGGGGCAAGGAGAAACUUGAAGAUGUAGACCUGGAGUAUGGAAAGAUAGACCAGAAGAACGUCGGGUUCAAAAGGACAAGAGAUCUUUUGCUUGCGGUUUCCCAUAUGAGCCACUUCAAGGAUUCUAGUGAAGUGUCUUGUAAGGUCAAAGCACUUGAAGAUAUAAUUUCCCUUUGCGGAGGAGAAGAUUUAAGAAGCAAAAUACUUAUUUUUUUUCAGUUCAAAUCCAGCAUAGAUUUUGUUAUAAAGGACAUCAUGGAGAAGUAUAAAUUCAAGUACUCAAGACUAGACGGAUCCGUACCUAGCUCGACUAGAGCUAAGAUUGCUGAGGAGUUCAACACGGGUACAACCCAGAUAUUGUUUCUCACCACGCAAGUCGGAGGGUUAGGUCUUAACCUUACUGGAGCAGAUACUGUUGUGAUGUAUGAGCACGAUUGGAACCCCUUUAAUGAUCUCCAAGCCAUGGAUAGAGCUCACAGAAUAGGUCAGAAAAGAACUGUGAAUGUUUUUAGACUCAUAGCUAAAAACACCUUAGAGGAAAAGGUUAUGAACCUCCAGUCGUUUAAAAUGUUUGUUGCAAACAGCCUAGUCUCCCAGCAAAACGCGGAUAUAGAAACGAUGGAUACUAAGGAUCUGCUGGAAAGAUUCCAAGUUCUAGGAUAG
This is a messenger RNA of Encephalitozoon intestinalis ATCC 50506, 3774 nucleotides long. RefSeq names its product Mot1 helicase-like protein. The transcript has a single exon. NCBI's taxonomy places the organism in Eukaryota, Fungi, Microsporidia, Unikaryonidae. Gene Ontology annotation, molecular function: DNA binding; TBP-class protein binding; ATP binding. Bases 1 to 3774 code for a protein of 1257 amino acids. The record is from RefSeq and is a predicted model, not a curated record.